This is a messenger RNA of Pogoniulus pusillus (Red-fronted tinkerbird), 4959 nucleotides long. It is a transcript of the gene SSBP2, whose product is annotated as single stranded DNA binding protein 2. The coding region runs from base 48 to 1154 and encodes 368 amino acids. The transcript is spliced from 17 exons. Gene Ontology annotation, cellular component: nucleus. The record is from RefSeq and is a predicted model, not a curated record. Gene Ontology annotation, molecular function: single-stranded DNA binding; protein binding. Lineage: Eukaryota; Metazoa; Chordata; Aves; Piciformes; Lybiidae. Gene Ontology annotation, biological process: positive regulation of transcription by RNA polymerase II.
GCUGUGAUGGGUUGACAGGUGCGUGACAGUCGGAGCUCUCUGCAGGCAUGUACGGCAAAGGCAAGAGCAACAGCAGCGUCCCGUCCGACAGCCAGGCCAGGGAGAAAUUAGCACUGUAUGUAUAUGAAUAUCUGCUCCAUGUAGGAGCGCAGAAAUCAGCCCAGACGUUUUUAUCAGAGAUAAGAUGGGAAAAAAACAUCACACUGGGGGAGCCCCCAGGAUUCUUGCAUUCCUGGUGGUGUGUAUUUUGGGAUCUCUACUGUGCAGCUCCAGAAAGACGAGAAACAUGUGAACAUUCAAGUGAAGCAAAAGCCUUUCAUGACUAUAGUGCUGCAGCAGCUCCCAGUCCAGUGCUAGGAAACAUUCCCCCAGGAGAUGGCAUGCCAGUAGGUCCUGUACCACCGGGUUUUUUUCAGCCUUUCAUGUCCCCUCGGUACCCUGGAGGUCCAAGGCCACCUUUAAGAAUACCCAAUCAGGCACUUGGAGGUGUCCCAGGAAGUCAGCCAUUAUUGCCUAGUGGGAUGGACCCAACACGGCAGCAAGGGCAUCCAAACAUGGGUGGGCCAAUGCAGAGAAUGACUCCUCCAAGAGGAAUGGUUCCAUUAGGACCACAGUCUGACCCUUGGUUAUCAUUGCAGAACUAUGGAGGUGCAAUGAGACCCCCUCUGAAUGCUUUAGGUGGCCCAGGGAUGCCUGGAAUGAACAUGGGCCCUGGGGGUGGUAGACCAUGGCCAAAUCCAACCAAUGCCAAUUCUAUACCUUAUUCUUCAGCAUCUCCUGGGAACUAUGUAGGUCCUCCAGGAGGUGGAGGCCCACCAGGAACACCCAUCAUGCCUAGUCCUGCAGAUUCAACCAACUCUGGAGACAACAUGUACACUUUAAUGAAUGCAGUACCACCUGGACCCAACAGACCCAAUUUUCCCAUGGGCCCAGGUUCAGAUGGACCUAUGAGUGGACUGGGUGGAAUGGAUUCACAUCAUAUGAAUGGAUCAUUAGGCUCAGGAGACAUGGACAGUAUUUCCAAAAACUCUCCCAGUAAUAUGAGCAUGAGCAAUCAGCCUGGCACUCCCAGGGAUGAUGGUGAGAUGGGUGGAAACUUCCUAAACCCUUUUCAGAGUGAGAGCUACUCCCCUAGCAUGACAAUGAGUGUGUGAUCCGUUAACAAGUCUCGCCACGAAGACCACAGUGAGUUGGCCCUCUUCAGAGAGCUACCGCAGAAGAAAAUUAUUCGUCCCAGUGUACAGUUUAACAAAAGGAUCUCUGACACAAUCAGACCCACCUCUGGUGGUUUGGUUUCUUUUAUUUUAUUUUCUCUGCCAUCUCCCCCAUUCUGUCAAGAAAGUGGGUCCCAAACAUGAUUGAGACAACUGUAAAGAGUGGCAUAACAAAACUGCCCAAGAUGGAACUGCAAACAAUUAUCUGUGUAUGUACAUGUGUGGGUUAAACGUAUAUGUAUGGGUGUGCAAUAUAGAAAUACACACAUACAAAUAUAUAGCCCACAGGACAUUGUAAAAUAUUAUCCCAUUACAUCUUAAGUAGAAAUGAGAAGUAGGGACUUUUAUUAUUUUUUUUUCCCUUCACGUUUACAUUUUAAUUAUUAAAAUUUGCUUUCCCUCUCCCCUCCUGAAUUGUUUUAUGUUGCAUAUAUCACUGCUUUAUAAGUUAUUUUUUAAGGUGAACUCAAAUGAUAAAUUCUUCUGAUUUUGUAAAUGUCUGCCAUUAUGGAUAGGAAUAAAAUUGCUUAUAAGAGCUUUCAUUAACUUGUGUUUGAUACCAGUUACCCUGUGAAUCACAAACUGUACUGUCUCAAGAAAUAGAAGAAAGCUCAUCUUAUUUUUUUUGAGAAAUUUAAUAAUUUUCACAAAACUUUGGGGAUUUUUUUUUGUACUUUGCCUUUAAAAAAAAAAGAAGCACUGAAGGUUAUUUUUCUUCAUUAAUUGAAGCAUAAUAUCUGCAAUAUCUAUUUUAAAUGGAAGCCUGAAUUUGAUACAAGCUUCUCAGUUUAUAUAGAGUACUAUAAGGUUACUGUAAGUGAGCUCCAAUUGCUAUAGAAUCUAGCAAUAAAGUGUUAUGACUUCUUCAGCCCUUGGAAAUGAGUUUUCUAUUUAGCAUGAUCUUCCUUAUGGGUGAUAGUUAGUGGGAAUACAGUAGAUUUCUUUUCUAACAAUUUACUAUUAUAUACCCCAUUUUCAGUGGUUUUCAACCAAAUUGUAACAAUCCAUGAUCCUAAUUAUAAACAGUAUUCCCCAGGGCCAUUCAGAAAAUCAGGUCAGCCUGCUACUCGGCUGUGUGUAUUUCACGAUGUCUACCAGAAUUUAUUCCCUCAAAACUUGUCAGUAAGCUGUUCUUUUGUUUAGAGCCAAAAUGACAGUCAGCUUUUGAUGACUAGUAGUCUUGUGAGGGUCUUACCUUUUCCCAUCAACCCAGGAGGAACUGAGGUCUAGGCCAUUUUAUAAGGAGGUCAGCCUAUUAUACAUGAAAGCUGAGGACAGAAUGGAGAAAAGGAAUGCGUGGUCUUAGGGAAAUACUUCUGGAAGCAAUGCCAUGUCUCUUCAGGCAAAGCUCUAAAACCAAGAUGGUGAUGCAUUUUGUUCCAGCACCCCUCAAGAAAACAAAAAAAUUUCAGUUCUGUAGUGAUGAAAAGGUUGAUAAUUGGCAAUGCAGGCACAAAGUAGUUGAACAGAAAUUUGUGCCACAGAUUGAAAAGCAAAGUCCCCUCCUCGGGCCUUGCGUAUAGAGAAGCUGGUUACGUAGUAAGAGCAGUUCUGAGAUAGGAUUAUGUCCGUGAAGGUUUGCAGUGAGAUUUCUUCAAUGAACUUAUGAUAAGGAAGCAUAUGUAAUGGGUUUAUUGUGAUGGUAGCUGCACAUAACAGGAUGUGUAAAGAAUACUGCAAUCUCCUAACUAAUUUUUAUUUUCAUAUAUAAUUACAUACAUAAUAGAUGAAAGUAAAAAUAACACUUUUUACUUUUUUGUUAGGGCUACUCAAAGAUUGAACUUUUGGAGGCUUAAAAUUAUGUUAAAAUAUUCAAAAAUUAUGGUGGCAUUAAUCCUAAUAAUUAUUUCAAUUAGCUGUAAACAUAAAUUAGGUAGCCAUUGUUUGGUUUUGUCAACUUUACUCCCAGUGGCAAUGAAAAUUAGUUCAAUUGCCUGUCUUUGGAAGACACUUUGUUGCUGGCUCAAAAGAUUCUAGAAGCCCCUACUACUGAUUUGAGUUACAAAACCACAAAACCAGAUCUAAUUUCCUCAGACCCUUUGCUAUUGUCACUAAUACCACUGAUUUCAGUGGGUUUGUCCUCAGUGCACACCACCUUCUCUCACAAGCACGGCAGGGUCCAGGCAUCCUUGCAGCCUGCAUUUGGCAUUUAUAUCAUCCUUGGUAGCCUUCUAAGGACUUCAGGCCCAGCUUCAGUCAGGUAAUGUCACUGCUACUGGACUAAGAUAGAUGGAUACGUCUAGACUGUGCAUCAGGUGCUAAAGCCCAUUAACACACCAGAUAAGUGUGCCCUCAGGUGAGCUCCUUAAACCAUUGAGUGCAUCUGGGGUCAGCUCUUUAUCUCCAGGGAACCCCCUGUCCUCUCUUAUGCCAAGAUGGAGCUCCUGAAGGCAAGCAGUGUGUCCAGUAGCCAUGCAGCUGCUUCCUGCAGUGGCAUCACUGAGGGCUCUCUUACAAGGCAGAGCAUGUGGAGCCACUGAAGCUUCAUACUGUGGCAAAAUCAAGCAGUGUCGAGGCUUAGUAUUAAUCAAAGCCUUGAUUUUUUUUUUCUUUCUGAAUUUGGUACUAUCUGCAAUGUUUUACCUUAUAUGCACCUGUUAAGGAUGAAAGUCUGGCCAUUAAAUUAAACCUGUGCAAAGAAACCUCUUAAAUGGAGCUGCCAACACAUAUUGAAUGUCAUUAUCAGAAAAUGUUGUCCUGAUUUAUAUGCAAGAGCAUAACACCAUUUCAGGCACAUAAUUUUUCUCCUGUAGUUCUUUUGAACUCUUUUCUAUACAAUCUUCUGUUUCCCCUUUUCAAUUUCUUUUCCAAAACAUUUACAUCAUUAAACAGCAGCAUUAAUCUCAGUAAAUAUAUUCCUGGCUGUAAAAUGAAAGGAGAUCAGGCCCUUCUUCUUGUAACCUGUCAUUCUAUGCCCAGAUACUCCAAGUUGCUAGGCGUGAUCAGCCCUUCUCAUGCCUACAUAGCCCCAGAGACCAGUGGGUAAAAGAUGGGCAAGCUUGCAGAAGUUUAGAUUUGGGAGAUCUGCUUGAAUACUCACUGCCUAUCUUACUGUCAGAAUAUAAUGAAACAAAGUCUUCUUGGUUUCUGUAGGGAACGCUCACAUGUCUGUGCUUAUGGACAGGAGUAGAGUUACUUACAUGUGUGUUGGUAGGAUCAGGUGAUAAUAACCAUUCAUAAGUUCUGCAGUUGAAAACAGUCUUGCAUGCUAAAUACCCAACUUUAAAAUUCCACAUAUCCUUUUUGGUUUUAUUUUUAAAUAUGCAUUAAGCUUGUUCACUUGACUUCUUUCUUUUGCUUAUAAACCCUUGCAGGAUUUUAGUUAUAUCCAGUGUAAUAACAUGGAAAGAAAGACUUUUUCCAAGCAGACUUUUUAUUCCCACUAGUCUUUAUGCUAGAAACUAGAUACCAGUGUGUAAAGUAGCUGCUGUUUAUAUCUCUCCUUAUGGAACAGCGUUAUUGAUAAUGUCAGAACUUGUCCAGUUGCAGGAUAGUUUUUCCACAGUGGGUUUUCAGAUAGGUUUCUCUCUUUAAUAAAGCAAUCAUAAAUGGGUGAUUCAGGAAAGGUUAAAGUAAGGCAUUUUAAAAGCAGAAGUGAUGAAAUCUUAAGCAGCAGAAAUAGGGAGUAAUGAAGCUCUCUAUGAAAACUCUGGCAGGUAUUUUGGCCAUGUAUCAUAGUAUCAUAGUAUCAUCAGGGUUGGAAGAGACCUCACAGAUCAUCAAGUCCAACCCUCUACCACAGAGC